Manduca sexta (tobacco hornworm) is the source of this 3698-nucleotide messenger RNA. RefSeq lists its product as uncharacterized. The record is from RefSeq and is a predicted model, not a curated record. The transcript has 2 exons. NCBI's taxonomy places the organism in Eukaryota, Metazoa, Arthropoda, Insecta, Lepidoptera, Sphingidae. Gene Ontology annotation, biological process: regulation of transcription by RNA polymerase II. Bases 111 to 701 code for a protein of 196 amino acids. Gene Ontology annotation, cellular component: nucleus; transcription regulator complex. Gene Ontology annotation, molecular function: DNA binding.
CUCCCUGCCGCGUCGACGCGCGCUCGGCGCCUCCCGCGCGUUGCCGCUUCGCCAGUCGCCCGCCGCCGCGCGUACACGCUGUAGGUUCGUUCGUACGAAAUCUUAUAGCCAUGUCGAAAAAAAUAACAUUGACCAAAGACCAAACACUCCAAUUGAUAAAAGAAGUUCAUCAACGGCCGUGCUUAUGGAAUCCAUAUGACGAACAGUACGGUAGAAGAUACCCCGUAGCUAAAGCCUGGGCUGACAUAUCACGUGUUAUGGAUAAUUUGCCAGUAAUGUUCCUGCGAAUAAAAUGGAAAUGCCUCCGAGACACUUACAAGAAGGAGCUGAACAAGAACCCUGGCACCUACACCGGCAUGUGGCGGUUCUUCAAACCUCUCAAAUUCCUCGUUUUCAAGCCCCCGUACGAAUCGGAGAACGAUAGUGAUGAACCUUCAGAAAAGGAGACAGAAGAGACAAACGUAACUAGUGAUGUACCGGUUAUAAAAUACGAGCCGACGUUACAGUGGUCGGAAAACUCUAUCCCAGCGGACACGAAGCCAAGGGAAGAAGAAUUUGACGUGCUAUUCCUACAGUCUUUGACGCCGUACUUCAAGCAGUUAGACCCUAUGAGGAAAUUGGUUAUAAGAAGCAAGAUGCAAGAUAUGCUGUUCAACGAAAUAUGUGCGCAGAAGUCGGGCACGGGUCCGCAAUAUGAUUAGGUUACUUGAUUGUAUGUUAUAAGUUUGUAUUUAUAACUACGAUAUCGUGACGUUUUAAGCUAAUGUGAGUGAAGCCAGACAGUGCUUUGUGAUUUUUAGUUUUAUUUAUCCUGGCUUACUGAUCGAAUUGAAACUACAGGUAAGUACUGUAUCAUCAGCUAUUGCUCAACAUCGGGCCUCAAAUUAUUUUUGAUCGUUUUUUAUAGCUAAAUAAUUAUUUUUAAUCUAAUCCCUCUCAGUAGUAGAGGAAGCCCGUGCUCAGCCGUGGGCAAGUAUAUAAUACAGGGCUGAUAUUAUUAUUAUAAUUAUUUUUAUAAAGCAAUGCGAAAUCUGCUGGUGGUAAGAUACAUUUUUUAUCGGCCCGGAUAGUGGCAACCGUUUACGUAUUACGCUUUUAAAAAACGCGCGUAAUGAGUUCCCUUGAAAACUCAGUGUGAAGGGCCCUUAUAACUUAUGAUGUUUUUGACGGACACAACAAACGUAAUUAAUAUUGUGAUCACAUUUCUAGUUGCAAUUCAGUUGGCCACGCAAGCCUAGUUUCAAAUUGCAAGUCAGUUUAGCGAGUGUAUGAUAAUUUUGUUUCCGACGAUUAUAGACGCAAACGCAGUAGAAAUAAACCUGUUGUAAAAUGGCAGCCGACUUUCAAACCAUACCUACAAACACCACAAAUUAAACAAAUUUUCAUUCGUUGCAUACCCAGACCGAUACAAUAUAGAGAGAGAGACCUUUAAAACAAGCUAUGUCUACUUAAAACGCAAUUCAAUGAUUCCAUUGAUGUUAUGUAUGUUCAUGGGCGAUGAUCCCCAUCAGACGAACCACUUGCUCGUCUGCUAUUAUAAAAAAAUGUACUUAUUCCAUAGCCAAGUUACGGCAUUAAACCCCAGUAGUUUAAGCACACAAAUAGAUAAUCUACUACGUAUUCUACCUGAGGUUGUUUGUUACGCAUAACUGACCUUCCUCAAAUUUCGACCCACAUCCAUCCUCGCGAUAGUGAUGUGGCGAUAAUAAAUAAAGCUUCAUUAUUUAGUAUAAAGGAACUAAGAAGUUUAGAUAUCGGGAAUGAAGAUUUUGGUGAUGGAUUAUAGAAGAGGUUCUCAAUUUUCUCAUAGAAUCUGCCUUCAUUGAAAGGUGAAGUCAAACCAACAUUUUAUUUUUUAUUUACUAUCAAACCAGAUAAAUUUUCGUAGACCCUCGCUUACGAAUUAUGGACUCAAUUUUUGGGUCACGCCACCUCAGACCCCCAUCAAGUCUCCUCUGGACUACUGUGGGAAUCAAUGGAUUAUACUAUUCGUGUUUCGACGUGACACUGUUUUAAGAAUAAAAUAAAAUUAAGCUUGUGACAUCGCCCGCGCUUUCGAAACCAUCGUCUCACGUUUUUCUGUUUACCGAAAAAAAUUAGCCUAUAUGUCAAAGUUUAUACCAGACUUGGUCUUUAUCAUCAAAAUCCCAUCCAAAUCCAUUUAAUGCGCCAACUUUUAAGUUCUGCCAAAAGCAUACCUAAAUAUAUCUUCACACUUUUCGGAUUAAUAUUAGUAGGGUGAGUUCCUCGUCUUAUACCCGAUGGCGUAGGCAGGGAAGCAAUUAGUCCCUACACCCCAAGUUUUGCUGAGAUUUUUCCGUUAUCCGCCCCGUGAUGUUAUACGAAGCAAAAAUUUCAUCAGAGGAUCGUUUGCCUUUGGGGUACUCUAAUACUUAGGUUACGUGUUUUUCUAUUGAUUUCCCGCACCUAUUUAAUUUCCAUACUUUGCUUUCCAAGUAAAGUACUAAACAGUAUGUAUAUCACUGAUUAUAAAAUACUUACUAAGAGGUGGUGAGUUGAGAUCUCUUCUUUCCUGCAGAUAGGAUUGUUAGGAAUGUAUUUUUAGACUAAAUUAGACUUUGUGGCCAUUUUAGGUCCGCAAUUCCCGAAUUUCAAGCCGCGGCAUACAUCUUAUAAGGCUCUGGCUUUAUUAUCCAAAUCAGCGACUAAACUGACUAAAACCAAUAUACAAAUCUUACUUUUAAAGAUCUAUACAUGUGGUUUAGUAUUUAUAGUCACUUUUAUAUAUACAUAAGACGAGCAAGCCGCUCGCCUGACACCAACUGCCAUUAAAUUCAAAAUCCAACUGAUUGAUUUGACAUUUAAUUCGAAGCAACCUCGAUUUGUUACAACACUACGAAUGCCCUUUUUAACCUUUUCUAUUCGUUUUUUAUUCCAAGGAAACGGCCGCGCGCCACGACCGCACCGUGCAGCCGACUUGCAUUGAAUUGAUGUAUGAUAAUGCACUUGCAUUAGUUACACUUCUAACUGAAAAAUUGUUUAAAAUAUCUUUUAUAACGAUCAUAAUAGUUUUAAUAUCACUCAUUAACACUGUUGAGUAAAUGGGUUUCUUUUUGUGAAGACCUUUCGUUGGUAUUAGCGAGCUAGCAGAUUUCGCAUGCCUUCAAAUCCUAUAAGUGAAUUCGGGUUUUAUUCUCUGAAAAUGUAAUAUUUCUCUGUUAAGGUGGUAAGUAGUUAACAAUGGAUACAAACGUAAUGAAGUUUUUUUUAUUUUAUGUUUUAGAAAGUUGGUUUCGAAACCGAACUUUAAUGUCGAAAGUCUGAUCUCCUACUUGGCUAUCGUUACUGAAGUAGAAAUAUUUGCUUUGUAAAAUAUAUAAGUACAUAUAAUAAGACCUAUAUUUUUAAAAAAGUGUAAGACGCGAAAAAUAAGAACAGAACGUAAACGACAAUUUUUGAUCUUGUUUUUUGCUCAAAUGGUCUUUAGCGUAUCACACCAAAAUCAAUCAUAUCUUUUGUAAUAUAUAAUAAGUACUCUAAUAUACUCACGUUAUUUAAAAAGUAAUCUGUUAAAUAACCUAUUAAUUUUAAUAAAUAUUAAAGUUACUAAUAUAAUGUAAAUGUAUUUUGUACAGAUUUAAUAAGUUGUUUUUUAUUCACAUCUAUAAAAAACUGUUCCAAGCGAUUCUUUGUGAAAAAAAAUAAUGUUUUAUAAUAAAGCACCGUGAGAACAAUUA